AUGGCAGCGCCAAGCAACGCAGAGCAAACGCAGUUGCAAGACAUGGAGGAGGAAGAAGCAGGGAUGGAGGAGAGAGAGAUGGAAUCGGACGAAGACGAGGAGGAAGGCAUGGGUGUUGAAAAUUCAGACGACGAAGAUGACGAUUCGUCAGAGGAUGAGAAAGAAAAUGAAGCCGAGAUCCAACGGUUGGAGGAGCAGCUGUCCAUCAAUGCCUUUGACUACAACUGCCACGUGGAUCUUAUCAAGCUUCUUAAACAGGAGGGAGAACUUAUCCGUCUGAGAAAGGCCAGGCAGAAGAUGAGCGAGCUUUUCCCUCUUACUGAAGAGAUCUGGUUGGACUGGCUCAAGGAUGAAAUCCGCCUGACUGAGGAAGAGUCCAACAGAGAGAAAGUGUAUGACCUCUUUGAAAGAGCUGUUAAAGACUACAUCUGUAAGUUUACCCUCCCUUUGCCCCUUCCUGAGAUCCUCGGCUAUCCCAGCCUGUCAACCUUUAACUCUGUGGCCCUUUUGUCUUUUGCAGGUCCUGAGAUCUGGCUUGAAUAUGCCCAGUACUCAAUUGGUGGCAUGGGCCUGCCAGGUGGGAUAGAUAAGGUGAGAGCUAUCUUUGAGAGAGCCGUCACAGCUGUGGGGCUUCAUGUGACCAAGGGGCAGACGGUGUGGGAGGCUUACAGAGAGUUUGAGAACGCCAUCCUGUCCACAGUGCAGCCUCCCCCUGGGAGGAUUCCCAGUCGUGAGGAGCAGGAGCUGCUAAACACUCAGCUAGAGCGCAUCCACACACUGUUUCGCCGCCAGCUGGCCGUUCCCUUAAUGGACAUGGGAGCCACCUAUGCAGAGUACGAGGAGUGGGCAGAGCACGGCGUGCCAGAGACCGCCGUGCACCAGUACAAAAAAGCUCUGCAGCAGAUGGAGAAGCGCAAACCUUUUGAGGAGGCACUGCUGGUAGCGGAUUCCCCCAGGCUGGCAGAAUAUCAGACCUACAUCGACUUUGAACUAAAGGAGGGCGACCCGGCACGCAUCCAGAUAACCUUUGAGCGGACUAUGGCAGAGAACUGCCUGGUACCAGACAUGUGGGCCAAAUACACCACCUACCUGGACCGUCAGUUGAAGAUCAAAGACUUGGUGCUGUCCACGCACGAGCGCGCCGUCAGGAACUGCCCCUGGACCAUGGGGCUGUGGAAGAGCUACCUGCUGGCCCUGGAGAGGCACGGCGCCGAGCACCCCACCGUGUCAGGUACGGGCGCCGUGUGGCGGGCUGCCAGGUGCUGCGGAGGGCACCACGUAGAGGGCUGCUGCAUCAUUCUGCUCCUCCACACAGAUGUGUUCGAGAAGGCCCUGACUGCUGGCUUCAUUCAAGCCACAGAUUACGUGGAAAUAUGGCAGGCAUACCUGGACUACCUGAGACGACGUGUGGACUUCAGCAAAGAAUCAAGUAAAGAGCUGGAGGAGCUGCGAGGGGCCUUUUCUCGCUCUCUAGACUACAUUAAACAAGAUGUUGAAGAACGGUUCGGUGAGAGUGGAGAUCCAUCUUGUGCCAUCAUGCAGAUUUGGGCAAAGAUAGAGGCUUCCCACUGCAAAAACAUGCAAAAAGCCAGAGAGCUGUGGGACAACAUCAUGACCAAAGGCAACGCCAAAUAUGCCAACAUGUGGCUUGAGUACUACAACCUUGAAAGGUCUCACGGGGACUCCGUGCACUGCCGGAAGGCCCUCCACAGAGCGGUGCAGUGCACGUCAGACUACCCAGAGCAUGUGUGCGAAGUGCUGCUCACCUUCGAGAGGGUGGAAGGCUCCUUAGAGGACUGGGACGUGGCGGUGCAGAAGACGGAGACGCGGCUCAACAGAGUCAACGAUCAAAGAGCAAAGGCGGCUGAGAAGGAGGCCAACCAGGCCCGCCAAGAGGAGGACAGAGUAGAGCAGCGGCGGAGGGGCAAAGCAGACAAGAAAGCGCAUAAGAAGGUCCAGAAAGGAGGUCGGCCUGGGGAGAAGAGGAAAGCGGAGCAGGACGAUUACCGGGACGAAUGGAACGAGGAUUCUGAACAAGCUUCUAAGAGGCACAGAGGAAACGGGGACAGUGCUGCGGACGACUACAUGGAGACGGAGACGGGGCUCAUAGGCAGGACGGCCCCCCCUGGAUAUAAGGCCACCAAAAGAGCAGCGGCGCCUGCCCCGGCGAACAACGACGACAAGCCGGAGCUCCGAGACGACAACACCAGCGUGUUCAUCAGCAACCUGGCCUACACGCUGGAGGAGCCCGAGGCCAAGCUCAGGACCCUGUUCGAGACCUGCGGGCCCAUCAAGCAGAUCCGGCCCGUGUUCGGCACCAAGGGAGGCUUCAAAGGCUACGGCUACGUCCAGUUUGAGGCCCCCCUGUCCGUCCCCGAGGCCCUGAAGCUGGACAGACGGGAGGUGGAGGGCAGGCCCAUGUUUGUGUCGCCGUGUGUGGACAAAAACAAGAAUCCCGACUUCAAGGUGUUUAAGUACAACACUGCGAUGGAGAAACACAAAAUCUUCCUGUCCGGCCUGCCGUUCUCGUGCACCAAAGAACAGCUGGAGGAGCUCUGCAAAGGCCACGGCACCAUCAGAGAAGUGCGCCUGGUCACGUACCGCUCAGGGAAACCCAAGGUAACGCGUCCAGAUGUUGGACUGGAUCCUGAGAGGCGAGGCCCCGCCACAGCACGCGUAACCCCUCUGCUCUGUGUGCUCCUGCAGGGCCUGGCGUAUGUGGAGUUUUCCGAUGAAAACCAGGCUUCUCAGGCGGUCCUGAAAAUGGACGGCAUGGAGGUGGAAGGCAACAAAAUUUCUGUCGCCAUAAGCAACCCUCCCCGCCGAAUGGACAAAGCCGGUUCCAGCCGGGCCGCGGCGGACCUGAUGCCCCGUCACGCCUACGGGUCGAGGGGCAGGGGGCGCACCCAGCUCUCCCUACUCCCUCGCUCCCUGCACCGUCAAACGCCGCCUGCCGGCAAGGUGGAGAACGGGACGCCGGCCGGCACGGCCGCCAGCGCCGAGUCCAGGCCGCUGUCCAAUUCAGACUUUGCCAGGAUGCUUCUCAACAAGUGA
Messenger RNA from Menidia menidia (Atlantic silverside), 3054 nucleotides. The record is from the annotation of a GenBank genome assembly. NCBI's taxonomy places the organism in Eukaryota, Metazoa, Chordata, Actinopteri, Atheriniformes, Atherinopsidae.